AUGAAACUUUCAUCAUUGAUAUCUGCAUUACCUCUGGUAGCUGCCUCUACGGCUGCUGCGAAGAAUGCCGUGAACCAAACCACCUGCGGAGGCACGACAUACACAUACAACGAACUAGCCGGAUACGGCUUCGUGCCCUCAAACGAAACAGAUAAAUACGGCGAUACACUAGGGGGCUAUGGUAGUUCUGCUGCAAUUGACCAGUCUUCCUGGCGCAAGACGGGCAAUAGUUCGUAUGCGGGAGUCGUCUAUACUUUGCCAGAUCGCGGGUGGAACACAAACGGAACCCUUAAUUUCCAAUCCCGCAUCCACAAACUCGCCAUCUCACUUACCCUCGCCCCCCACGCCUCAGCAUCCAACCCCUCAAAACCAAACCUUCAUCUGAAAUACCUAGACACCAUCCUCCUAACCGGCCCAGACGGUGAGCCCACAACCGGUCUCGACGCCGAUAUCACCGGCUAUGCCUCCUACCCAGGUUUCCCCCCACUACCCGUCGCGACAUACGAAGGCGAUGGCUUCGGAGGCGCAGGACCUGGGGGGAAACGUAUCUCAAUCGACAGCGAAGGUCUAGCACUAGGUCAUGAUGGGACGUUCUGGAUCUCCGAUGAAUACGGUCCAUAUGUGUACAAGUUCGACCACGAUGGGAAAAUGCUCCUGGCCAUUCAACCACCAGACGCUUUCCUCCCCCGGCGCAACGGAAGUAUCAGCUUCAACUCUGAUUCCGCGCCUAUCUACGCGCCUGACAAAAUCUCCGUCCCAGAGGAUACAGAGACAGGCCGUAAUAAUAACCAGGGUCUUGAGGCUAUCACCAUCUCCCCUGACGGAAAGACAUUAUACACGAUGAUCCAAUCCGCGCUGGACCAAGAGGGCGGGCCAAAAAAACGACAUCGUCAACCGGCGCGAAUUCUCGAGUAUGAUAUUUCUUCCCCAGAUACACCUGUUUACAAACAUGAGUACGCCGCAUUGCUUCCAAAGUACAGAGACUACACCAAGUCUGCCGAUGACAAGAAGGCCUUCCGCGUCGCGAGCCAGUCUGAGAUUCAUAUCCUCCCGUCAGGCGAUUUCCUAGUCCUAGCCCGGGACUCGGAUUUCGGUAAUGGCCAGGAAAACACACGUUCCGUUUACCGACAUGCAGAUGUCUUCUCUAUCUCGAACGCUACGGAUCUUAAAGGUUCGAAAUACGAUUCCGCGAGCGGAUCUAUCGCAUCUAGCAAAGGUGUUUUGAACUCCGGUAUCAUACCAGUAGAGUACUGUGAGUUCGUGGACUACAAUGUCAACUCCGAGUUAGCGAGAUUCGGACUGCACAAUGGUGGGGAGACGGGUCCUGGGCUUCUGAAUGAGAAGUGGGAGAGUUUGGCGCUCGCGCCUGUGGAGCCAGAGUCGAGUUCGUCUGGGAGUGGGAGGGAGUAUUUUCUGUUAAGUUUGAGUGAUAAUGAUUUCAUGACGCAGGAUGGGCAUAUGAACUUUGGGAGGUUCGAUUAUGCUGAUGAGUCGGGUUACAAUCUGGAUAACCAAGUCCUUGUUUUCAAGAUUUCUUUUUGAGCUUCAGCAGUUUUUGAUAUUUGAUAGGAAACAUAUUUCAUAAAUGAAAAAUGGAGCGG
This is a messenger RNA of Aspergillus ruber CBS 135680, 1601 nucleotides long. Its product is annotated as esterase-like/phytase family protein. The transcript is spliced from 3 exons. The record is from RefSeq and is a predicted model, not a curated record. The coding region runs from base 1 to 1542 and encodes 513 amino acids. Lineage: Eukaryota; Fungi; Ascomycota; Eurotiomycetes; Eurotiales; Aspergillaceae.